Messenger RNA from Periconia digitata, 993 nucleotides. NCBI's taxonomy places the organism in Eukaryota, Fungi, Ascomycota, Dothideomycetes, Pleosporales, Periconiaceae. The record is from the annotation of a GenBank genome assembly.
UCCCACCACAUAACUCGAACAAGCACCAACUACAGUAGUGUACCACCAACCACCAACAUGACAAUCGACGUAACCGCUCUUCUCGUCGACCUCAAAGCCCGAGUCACCACACACCCUCCACCCAACGACUGGGAGUCCAACGAGCCCACCCUCCACCAACGCGACACCCUCGCCGCCCUCCUCUACGCCACAGCCCGCCGCUACAACUCACUCCUCCAGGAAACCAGCGCCCAACAACCCACCCGACCACCAUUCCCCUUCCUCCGUCUCCCCCGCGAGGUCCGCGACGCAAUCUACAUCCACGCCCUGCGCACUCCCUCAUUUCACAUCAACAUUGAAUCUCCGGACGCCAGAUUCCCGCCAUGCACAGCAUUAUUCGCGAACCCCCACAAACCCGCCUCGCCGGGCCUCCUACUCGUCAACAAACAAAUCCACGCUGAAGCCGCUGACACACUAUACGGCGCAAGCAACACAUUCCGCUUCUACACACCCGACGCAAUGCGCGUGUUCGACUCCCGCAUCGGAGCCGCUAAUUGCGCGCGCGUGCGCCGGAUCAGCAUCUGCUCGCUCUUCCCGAAUACUUAUGUCGAGGAUGCGAAGACGGUGGAAUGGUAUUCGCGGCACACGGAACGCUUGAGGCAUAGGACUAUGGGUUUGAUUACGCCUAAUUCUACGCCUGCGGCGUGGUGUAUGGCGCUGAAGACGAGUCGGUUUGAGUGUGUUACGUGGUUUGGGGUUGAGGCGGAUAAGUUGGGGUGGCAGGCGCCGUUGGGGAAGAUGCGGAUGCCGCUGUUUUUGAAGGAUGCUAUUGUCAAGUUCUGGGAGAAGGGUAGGGGUGCUGAAGAGAGGAUUCCGAUGCGUGUUGAUUUGUUGGGGUUCCGGGAUGAGGAUAAGAGCGUGUUUCCUGACGGGUGGGAUGUGGUGCUGGAAGAGUGGGAUAAGUAUAAGAAGAUUGCGGAUAAGGUGAGGAUGGAAAUUGCGAGGGCGCAGUGA